Molecule: messenger RNA, 402 nt
Organism: Paecilomyces variotii
Lineage: Eukaryota; Fungi; Ascomycota; Eurotiomycetes; Eurotiales; Thermoascaceae
Exons: 3
Coding region: 1-402 (133 amino acids)
Source: RefSeq, a predicted model, not a curated record
AUGAGUCACUCUCUAAGUCCCGAAGAAAUCCCUGAAGGAUGGACUACAGACCCUGACUACAUAGAUUUUCUUGACGGAGAAUGGGGCAGGAUUGCAAAACGAUGUGGUCUUGAAAACCCCAUCCCCAUAAUGCACACUACUCCGGAGUCAGGGGAAAUCCAAGGCGGGCAAAUGACCUUCGAUAUCUACGAGAUUAUUAGGCCGACGACUCUGGAUGGAAUUCUGAAGAAAAUUCGUGACAAGAAAGAGAGAUUGAUUAAGACGAGGGAAUUGGAGCAGGUGCCUACGCAGGAGGAUUUGGAGAGGGCGAAGGAGAAUGAGAAGGCGGGACGUGCGCUUAUGGAGAAGAUGCAGUCACCGGGCUUUCUAGACUGGGCGAUGUCACAGGAUUGGUCUAAGUAG